Triticum aestivum (bread wheat) is the source of this 863-nucleotide messenger RNA. Its product is annotated as CEN-like protein 2. Lineage: Eukaryota; Viridiplantae; Streptophyta; Magnoliopsida; Poales; Poaceae. The coding region runs from base 128 to 649 and encodes 173 amino acids. The record is from RefSeq and is a predicted model, not a curated record. The transcript has 4 exons.
CCAACCUCAACACCAACCAUCAGGCUAUACUACCUCAUUCCUCUCGUGCUUCUACUAGCUACCUGCAGGCUGUAGAUAUUUGUCAUCGAUCAUCACCAACUUUUCAGUUCAAGCUAGGUAGCUAGCCAUGGCUAGGGUGCUGGAGCCUCUCGUCAUUGGAAAGGUCAUCGGGGAGGUCAUCGACAACUUCAACCCAACAGUGAAGAUGACGGUGACCUACAGCUCCAACAAGCAGGUGUUCAACGGCCACGAGUUCUUCCCGUCGGCGGUCGUGUCCAAGCCACGCAUUGAAGUCCAGGGUGGGGACAUGAGAUCCUUCUUCACUCUGGUCAUGACGGACCCAGAUGUGCCAGGGCCUAGUGAUCCAUACCUUAGGGAGCAUCUCCACUGGAUCGUCAGUGAUAUUCCUGGCACCACAGAUGCUUCUUUUGGAAGGGAGGUGGUGAGCUACGAGAGCCCCAAGCCCAACAUUGGCAUUCACAGGUUCACCUUCGUGCUGUUCCAACAGAAGAAGCGGCAGGCCAUGAACCCUCCCUCCACCAGGGACUACUUCAACACACGCCGCUUCGCUGACGAGAACGACCUUGGCCUCCCGGUCGCUGCCGUCUACUUCAACGCGCAGCGGGAGACAGCGGCACGCCGCCGCUGACGGAAACAAUCAGCCCACCCCUUCUUCUCUUGCAUGCAUGGCGCAUGCAACAAGCCUAUGGAUCAACCUAUAGCUACUAUUAGCUACCAUCUACGUAUAUCUCCACUCAAAUAAGAGUUUGCUUGUGAGCGUCUUGUGUGUGUUGUUUCCAGUAGUCUUUCUACUGUUCAGUUUUUUCUUCGGUCAAUUUAGUUACUAGUUGAUCUGUGAACCA